CUGUGUAUAUUUUGAAGUGAAAGGAGUGUGUAGUGUGGAAAUUGUAAAGAAAAUGUUAUUCAACUGCCGAUUAAUUUUGUUAGCGAUUUUUGUAUCUGUGGACGGGUUAUUUUUACUUGAAGACAAGGAGCCGUUUUUCUUUUGCUUAAAAAUUUGCCCACUUUACUGUUCCCCGAGGCGCAGUGACGAGGAUGUCUCAUCACUAAUCUACACAGACGAUGAUCUGCCCCCUUUCAUAUACGACCACGAGCCUGAAAUAAUAUACCCAUAUCGUCACGGUCAUUCUUACUUCUGCAAAUUGCCGCCAAAACCGACCACAACCACUACGACAACUGUAAAGCCGACCACUGAAGAACCGACGUUUAUUUGUCAGCUAUGUAUGAAAAAGUGUAACAAAAAGUCUGGUUAAUAAUUCGAUUAAUUUAUGUAAAAAGUAGGCAUAGUGCAGUGGGGCAAUUGAGUAAAAGAGGUAUUUUUGAUUUUAUCCGAGUUCGGUAAGAAUAGAAAUUACGUUUUUUUAAAUACAUAUUUUUGUUACGUGCCAAAAUAAAUGGAUUUACCCCUUUAUCCGCAAUAACCCAAGUUAGUACACGACGUUAGUUAUCUUUAGUCGAUAAAAUUAGAGUAUGUAUGUAUUUGGAAAAUGUGUUACAUUUUUCACUGUGUUCAUUUGCAACACAGUAUUUUUAUCACAAGGAACUUAGAAUUUUAUCCGUGUUAUUUAUUUUACGUAUAUUUCCAAUUUAACAGACAUUUACUAUGAAAUUUCAUGAACAAAUCUGCUUCGAAAAACCAAUUAUGUCGUUCUUUGAGCAAGUACAAAUUCUAAAAAAUGAUGAAGUUUUACAAAAUCGUACCUACGCGUAACAUUGAUGAAAGUUCGACGAUUAUCCGGAUUUUCCAUUAACUUUCCAACAAUUAAGGAAGUGACAAGAACAUUAUUUUGCGGGAACAUUACAAUGACGAACUGCGCAUUGUUCAAAUCUUAAGAUUUAGGGCCUAUUGUUGAUGGAAUGUAAUAAUUCUCCCUUCAUAAUUUUUAAACGUAUUAUCCAUCAUUUGUAUUACAAAAUCCAAAUAUAUAUAGAUGUGUUUUUGUUUAUUCUAUUGUUCCAUAAGACGUAGGUAAAUAUAUUUUAUUCCGCCAUUGAUGUCUGCCUUUAACAACCACUUAGAAUUUUAUGAUACGCGAUUAUUUUAGUUCAUCAAUUAACUUCUUAUCAAAUGUGUCUUACAAAAUACGUAUUUGUUUUAAUUUACCUGAAUUUUAUAUUUGUUUUCUACUAUCUCAGUA
Zerene cesonia (dogface butterfly) is the source of this 1294-nucleotide messenger RNA. RefSeq lists its product as uncharacterized. The transcript has 3 exons. The coding region runs from base 53 to 409 and encodes 118 amino acids. The record is from RefSeq and is a predicted model, not a curated record. Lineage: Eukaryota; Metazoa; Arthropoda; Insecta; Lepidoptera; Pieridae.